AUGGCCCUAGACCAUGCAGGCAAUGUGGAGGAGCUGUAUGAGCUGCAGGAUGAGCUGGGCAGUGGGCAAUUUUCGACAGUCCGUCGCUGCCUGGAACGGUCCUCAGGGACAUAUUUUGCGGCCAAAUUCAUCAAAAUACGGAGGAAGAAAGGGAGCCGAUUAGGGUUAGACCGUAAGGUGGCACGUCAAGAAGUGGACAUCCUGCAGCAGCUGCGACACCCUCACAUCAUGAAGUUGCAUGACCUGUUUGUCUGCCAGCUCCAGAUGGUGCUGGUGUUGGAACUGGUCGAGGGAGGCGAAUUAUUUGACUCUGUGGCUGAGAAGGAGUCAUUAUCAGAGCCUCAAGCCUCAGACUUCCUGAUACAGAUCUUGGACGCAUUGGCUUAUAUGCAUUCCUUGAACAUCGCCCACUUUGACCUCAAGCCUGAGAUCAUCAUGCUACAGCAGAAAGAUAUUAAACCUAACAUCAAGAUAACUGGCUUCGAGAUGGCCCAGAAUAUUGAGAAAAACACGUGCCUCCAAAAACGGUGUGGGAUUCCUGAGUAUAUUGCUCCGGAAGUGAUCAAGUUGGAACCUCUCUCUGUUGUUGCAGACAUGUGGAGUGUUGGUGUCAUCACCUAUGUUCUGCUCAGCGGCAUAUCCCCUUUCCAGGGUGAAACGGAAAAUGAGACUAUCAACAAUGUCACCAAAGGCAUUUUUAAAUAUGAGGACACACACUUCAGUUCCACAUCAGCCAUAGCCAAGGACUUCAUCAACCAGCUGCUGGUUAUUAACCCCAAGGAACGGAUGACAUCAGCUCAAGCUCUCCUUCACCCAUGGAUUAAGCCUCUGACCAUAAAACAGGAGAGGAACCGAGACUCCUGCUUGAUAAACAUGGAUAACUUCCGCAGGUUCAAUAUUGAACGUAAGAAGAAGCAAAGCUACCACAUGAUCGCCCCCUGUAAUCACCUCUGCAGAAUGAGUCUGUUCUGUAUACAUACCAAGGAGAAUGAAGAUCUGAGAGCCUGUGAGAGCGACCAAGAGGACUCCCCAGUGCCCCCGGCCUCCCUCCUCCGCCGAAGACGCAGCAGCUACUCCUGAUUCUGGAAAGCAGUGAUGGGUGGAGGAGAGCCCCUCAGCCGGCUAACAUGCUCUUUGCUGGUUUGGAGGGAACAAGGGGCAGUGCCAGAGGUACUGGGAGGGACAUGCUACUACUCUGUGCCACUUAUCUUCCAUGCUCCACCCUGACUCUCCAGCUUCAGUUUUUUUUUCACUCAACAUGAA
This is a messenger RNA of Gracilinanus agilis (Agile Gracile Mouse Opossum), 1263 nucleotides long. Its product is annotated as death-associated protein kinase 2-like. The record is from RefSeq and is a predicted model, not a curated record. Gene Ontology annotation, biological process: positive regulation of apoptotic process; intracellular signal transduction; protein phosphorylation. Lineage: Eukaryota; Metazoa; Chordata; Mammalia; Didelphimorphia; Didelphidae. The coding region runs from base 1 to 1080 and encodes 359 amino acids. Gene Ontology annotation, molecular function: protein serine/threonine kinase activity; ATP binding. The transcript has 11 exons. Gene Ontology annotation, cellular component: cytoplasm; nucleus.